Molecule: messenger RNA, 1095 nt
Organism: Coccomyxa subellipsoidea C-169
Lineage: Eukaryota; Viridiplantae; Chlorophyta; Trebouxiophyceae; Coccomyxaceae
Exons: 7
Coding region: 1-1095 (364 amino acids)
Source: RefSeq, a predicted model, not a curated record
AUGCUCAGCAUUGCCAGCUGCCAAUCUGCUGAUCCGACAGAAUAUAUUAACAAGACGCUCUGUGACGUCUCUGACGCGCUGAGCUAUGUCACACUGGCCUCCAAGGCUGACCUCAACAAUGAGGCCAAAGCGAGGUCAACAGAUGACUCAGCCCUCGCCAGGCAGAUCAGUCAAGUGACCAUCCAGAUGGCAAAGCUCACGGCUGCGGUCGUAGCGCUGGAAGCCGAAGGGGCGACUGGGUCUCCAGGCAUCCCAGGCACUCCAGGAACUCCAGGGCUGGCCGGUGCUUCUGGACCAACCGGCACCACAGGGCUGAUGGGACUAAGCCUCACUGGACCAACUGGAUACACCGGUGCAACGGGAGACACUGGAAUGCAAGGCCCCAAAGGGGAGACUAGUCCGACAGGCGACACCGGCAUCACUGGCCCAACAGGGGACACCGGCGUCACUGGUCCAACCGGAGACACUGGAGCCACGGGAGACACCGGCCCAACAGGCGGCUGCCCCUUUGCCGGCCACGCGGCCGAGAGCCUCAACUUCACAGAGCCCCAGGGCACUACCGCCACAGCCCUGUCCCAGUACAUAUCCUCCACCGCGAAUUUCUUGCCGCAGAGCCUUGCACAGACCUUCCUCUCCCCUCCAACCGGCGCCAGCCUCGCGAGCAUUGCGUUCACAUUCCUCUCGGCGAAUUUCCUUGGAGAGGUCACCUUUGCCGGGUACGUCUACGAGUGGGACGUCGCCGCGGACGGGCCCGUUGGACAGGCCAUAUUCGCGAGUCCCCCGGCCGUCUCCACCGCGCCGCCACCACCGGACGGGGGGGCCUACAUUACCGUCUUCAAUUCGACGACGUGCGCCGCGCUCGCGGCAAACACCACAUACGCGGCGAUUCUGUCGACGGCCGGGUAUUUCACCGCCGAUCAGAGGCUGGAUCUGGUGUCCAUUGCUCAAGGGAUUGACCCAUACCCGAAUGGAAAUCUGUUUAUUGCGUCGGGUGGGGCAAUUAGCAAUGACACCCAGCACUUCACAAGCACCACCUGGGCGCCAUACUCAUCCAGCCGGGUAGAAGACAUUGCCUUUGCUGUCACGUACCUGUGA